Molecule: messenger RNA, 744 nt
Organism: Colletotrichum destructivum
Lineage: Eukaryota; Fungi; Ascomycota; Sordariomycetes; Glomerellales; Glomerellaceae
Product: Putative ANL domain-containing protein
Exons: 3
Coding region: 1-744 (247 amino acids)
Biological process (GO): amino acid activation for nonribosomal peptide biosynthetic process; secondary metabolite biosynthetic process
Cellular component (GO): cytoplasm
Molecular function (GO): phosphopantetheine binding
Source: RefSeq, a predicted model, not a curated record
AUGAUCAAGGUGUUUUUGAGCACUCCAGCCAAGGCCAUAAUCAACUUCUGCGCCGUCAACAAAAUCACCAUCUCCAACUUUUACCAGAUCGCGUGGGCUCUUCUUUUGCGCAAUCUGCUUCAAGAAGCCCAGCAAGGUUUCUUGAAGAGCCUCAAGCAUCAACAUUGUUCGCUCGCUCACGUCCAACAAGCGUUAGGUAUGCCCAGGCACUCCCUUUUCAACACAGGCAUCUCGCUUCAGAGGCUCCCCUCCGCAUCCAAUAAGGGCAGCGCAGUUUCCAGCCUCAACUUCGAACAUCUCGACGGACAGGACUCAACCGGAUAUGAAAUGAUCGUCAACGUCGCGGCCAACAGCGAGACGUUUGGCGCAGCCCUGUCGUUUUGGACCGCUCAAAUCUCCGAGGCUAACGCCGCACAUAUCUCCUCCUGCUUCGCGCAAAUCGUCUCAGAGAUCGUGGCCCAGCCCCAUGAAAUAGUUGCCGAACUCGGCCCCUUGAGUCGCCGAGAUGUGCUUCACAUCGAGUCGAUCCUCCCUCCCAGCCCGAGCGGCAUCGAGGCUUGCGUUGACGAGCUCGUCACGCUUAUGGCAAACAAACGACCCAACAAGACGGCAGUCGAGUUUUGGGACGGAUCCCUUUCUUACAGCGAACUCGACGACAUGUCCAGUCGGGUCGUCGCUCGCUUGCAGCUGAUUGGUGUCGGCAUAGAGAGCAUCGUGCCCGUCUGCUUCAGCAAGUCCAUGUAG